This is a messenger RNA of Acaromyces ingoldii, 2632 nucleotides long. RefSeq lists its product as hypothetical. Bases 40 to 2589 code for a protein of 849 amino acids. The transcript has a single exon. NCBI's taxonomy places the organism in Eukaryota, Fungi, Basidiomycota, Exobasidiomycetes, Exobasidiales, Cryptobasidiaceae. The record is from RefSeq and is a predicted model, not a curated record. Gene Ontology annotation, molecular function: DNA binding; zinc ion binding; DNA-binding transcription factor activity, RNA polymerase II-specific. Gene Ontology annotation, biological process: DNA-templated transcription; regulation of DNA-templated transcription.
CGAGUAUACUGCAGCAACAAGGGCGGGGGGAAUAGAAAGAUGGAGGCCAAACGGGGCCGCCACGCCUCGCGGGUGGGCACGGCGUGCGUCGCCUGCCGCGCAUCGAAGCUGCGGUGCGACGGCCGGCGGCCGACGUGCGAUCGCUGCCGCAAGUCGCAGUCGGCCUGCGUCUGGAACGACGUCGAUCGGCGGCGGCGAGCGGGACACGGCGACGAGGGUACUGUGGGCGAGAAGAAGAGGAAGCGGGCAAGGAGAGGAGCUCGUAGCGACCCUGCGUCCUCGUCGCUCGAUGUCCUGGCCGAUGCAGCAGCCAGCGGGCGCUCCUCGCCGUCGGCGUCGGCGUCGCCCAUGGUGGGCGAGGACGUGCAUCCCGCGACAGCAGCCCCGAGCAGCGUACCGAUGCGAGCGUCGGCAUCGGCAUCGGCGCCAGGCCAGCGACAGGGCCAGGAGCAGUCGCCGCGCAGGACAAUGUGGUGGGAGCAGCUGCUCGAUCUCUCGACCUACGGCAUCGAGGCGGGCCAGGUGAGCCAGGAGAUGCUCGACACCCUCGCUGGCCGCGUGGCCUGGAUCGACGGCAGCCACGACAGUGCCGGUGCCGACGCCGACGCCGAUGCCGACGCCGACGCCGAUGCCGACGCCGAUGCUAGACAAGUAGAGCAGCACCAGAGGCUGCAAGAGCAGCAACGGCAGCAUGAGCAUGAACAGCAGCAGCAUUCGCGACAACGAGAGCAAGAACAGGAAAAGGAGCGGCGGGUCGUGCGGGUGCAGUACUUUCGCCUCCUCGGACCCACGGGCAUCUCGCCGGGCAUCAAAAAGGUGACGGUGGAGCUGCGCCUGACGCCGACGGUCCGCAAGGUCCUCUUUGACGGGGCGAGCCAGCCGCAGCGGCGGGUCGACUGGGAGCGCCUGCUCGAGUCGUCGACACCGCAACCCAGCGAGACGGCUGCUGAAGAAGCGGGCGAGGAAGAGGGCGAGCGGCGCGAUCCAAGCCUCCUCUUUGACGGCGACCUGCCCGCCCAGGCACUCCUCGACGAGCUCGUGCCCAUCUUCUUUGACCGGCUCGGCGACCACUAUCCCUGCCUCGACCGCGCCGGCUUCGAUGCCUGCCUGGCCGCGGGCGGCGCUGGCCUGGCGAUGCUGGUGAAUGUCGUCUGCGCCCUCGCCGCGCGCUACUCGACCAGCCCCCUGCUCGUCGGUGGGGCGGCCCACACGUACGGGCGUGUGUUUGCCGACAAGGCAAAGACCUUUCUCGCCACGUCGCUCUCUGUCCCCAGCCGGACGACGUGCCUGGCGUUUGCCAUGAUGGCCUGGCACGAGUUCUCGUGCAACCUCGACAGCGCCUUCUGGAACUACGCCGGCAUGUCGCUCCGCAUGGCCAUCGACCUCGGCCUGCACCGCCGCCGGCCUGGCUCUAGCAGCAGCAGCGGCGGCGGCAGCGGCGGCGGCAGUGACGGCGCAGCAGCAGAAAGAGGCAUGAUCGACGACGGACUCCUCUUCUGGACCGUGUACCAGAUGGACCGCGUGCUGGCCAUGGGCACGGGCCGGCCGAUGAGCAUCAAGGACGACGAGAUUACCUGCCCGCUGCCCGACAGGACCCGCUCGACGCGCGCAUUCGACCACCACAUCGUCCAUGUGCGCAUCGGAGGCAAGGUCGCCGAGGCGCUGAAUGCCGUCCUGGAGCAGGACCGCGCGCUGCUGCUCGACCGCCUCGAGGAGGAGCUCAUCCAGUCGUACGAGUCGAUGCCCGCACACCUCGAGCUGACGCCGACCAACUUCAAGCUGGCCGACGACAAGCACGUCUUUCUCGAGCUCCACCUCUGGUUCCACUGCCUCGUCUUUCUCCUCAACCGGCCGCCGAUCGUCGACCGUCGUCGCCACCGCCGUGCUGCUGGUGGUGUCCCCGACGCCUCGUUCGACAUGGUGCGCAUGGCCGUCGAGCGCUGCAAGGACAUUGUCGCCCUCGACGAGGCCCACGACGGCCAGUUUCUCACGUGCGCACCCAUGGCCAACCAGACGCUCUUUCUCGCCGGCUGUGCCGAGCUCGACGAGCUGAAGCGGCAGCAGGCUCCUUCCUCCUCAGCGACAGCGGCGGCGGCGGCGGGGGCGGGGGCAUCCGGCCAGCAGCAGCAGCAGCGGGCGCCGGUGGGUAAGCAGCACCUCACCCGCACCGCCCUGCGCGGCUUUCGCACCUUUGCCGCCGCCCUCGAGCGCAUGAGCGUCUACUGGGACGGCAUCCGCUGGAUCCACGGCGUGCUCACCCAGCGCCAGAUGGGCAUCGACGACGACGACCUCGUCGAGCUGGCCGUGGGCACCGAUGCACUCGUCACGCGGCGCGAGAUGCGCCUCCUCCAGCGCCUCCACGCCUCCUCGUCGACGACGACGGCGGCGGCCGUGACACCACGGCACCACCGAGCAUCGGCACCACAGAUGCCACUGCCGCCGUCGCCACUCACUGCGCUGCCACUGCUGCCGCCUGCUCCCUCCUCCUCGUCGCCACCACUGCCGCCCCAGGUCAGCAUCUCCGAGGUCGAGUCGCUGGCAGAGCUCGAGUCGCUGUUUCCUCAGCUCUUUCCACCACCGGCGGCAUGAUUUCAUUCACGCUGUGUCGUUUGCGCAGUCACUUCUCAUCAAG